AUGGACGUGUGGGGCCCUGCCCGCGUCCGUGGACUCGGUCACGAGCGCUACUUCCUGCUGGUGGUUGACGACUACUCGCGUUUCACCACAGUCUUCCCCUUGCGCAGCAAGGGUGAUGUCACCGAGGUGCUGAUCGACUGGAUCCGCGCAGCUCGUCUCCAGCUCAGGCAGAGCUUUGGCUCAGACUUUCCUGUGUUGCGUCUGCACUCAGACAGAGGCGGAGAGUUCUCCUCUGGCCUUCUGCGUGCCUUCUGUCGUGCGCGAGGCAUCCGCCAGACCUUCACAAUUCCGGACUCACCGCAGCAAAAUGGGAUUGCAGAGCGCCGCAUUGGCAUGGUCAUGGACGUCGCUCGUACGUCUAUGAUGCAUGCGGCUGCCCCCCAUUUUCUAUGGCCGUUUGCGGUCAGGUACGCGGCGCAUCAGAUCAACCUCCACCCCAGGGUCUCGUGGCCGGAGACCUCCCCAGCCCUGCUGUGGACGCGGAAGGUUGGCGAUGCGUCGGCGUUCCGGGUCUGGGGAUCUCGGGCGUUUGUCCGCGACUUGUCUGCGGACAAGCUGUCCCCUCGCGCUGCUCCCUGCGUCUUCCUGGGGUUCCCCCCCGACGCCCCUGGGUGGCAGUUCUACCACCCCACCUCUCGACGUGUUCUGUCCUCCCAGGACGUCACGUUCGAUGAGUCGGUACCCUACUUCCGCCUCUUCCCCUACCGCACUCCUUCCCUUCCCCCGCCCCCGCUCUUCUUGGUACCAGGUCCCCCCCCGGUAGACCCCCUCCCCCCUCAGGGUCCUGCCCCUUCAGGUGUGUCCCAAGUAGACGCGGUCGAGCCUGUCGAGGUCACUCGUGACUCUGGUGCUGCUGCGGGAGCUGAGCCUGGGGGUGCUGAGCCAGGGGGUGCGGAGUCUGGGGGUGCUGAGCCUGGGGGUGCUGAGCCUGGGGGUACUGAGCCUGGGGGUGCUGAGCCUGGGGGUGCUGAGCCUGGGGGUACUGAGCCUGGGGGUGCUGAGCCUGGGGGUGCUGAGCCUGGGGGUGCUGAGACUGGGGGUGCUCCGCCUGGAGAGCCACUCUCCCCACAGGAGCUGCGUGAGUGGUUUGCCCGGCGCUGGAGGCGUGCUGCUGGUGCUGGAGGUUCUUCGGCUGCAGAGGGUGCUGCUGCCGUGCGUCCCGGAGGUGCUCGUGCUGUAGGUGUUGGAGCUGCUGGGUCUGCGGGUUCUCCUGGAGCUGGUACUACUGAGGGUGUUGGCGCUGAGACUACUGCUGGCGGUUCGACUGGCAGUGCUCCUGGUGCUGCUGGGGGUGCUGGAGGUGCUGCUGGAGGUGCUGCUAGAGCGGGUGCUCCUGCUGGGGGUACUGGUGCUGUCCCUGCUGUUUCUGGCGUCGCCACGCGGCCCCGACCGUACUUCGUUCCGCUCCUGCAGCAGGUUCUUGGUCUGACACCUUCUCCUGGUCCUCCUCCUCCUCCCUUAGAGGGUCCACAGCCAGUCCCGUCACGGUUACAGCUACAGCGUGCCUCCCCUUUGCCUGCUCCUUCUCCCUACGCUGGUCCGACUGGAGGUCUUACUGAGCGUCGUGAGCCUGCGUCUCGUCCUGCGUCGCUUGUUCGCACUACACGCACUAGUGGUCGCGGUUCAAGUCAGCGUCCUCCUCCUGUCCCUAGCACGCACCGGAUGUCUCUACGUCCGUCUACAGCUCCUCUGCGUGCCCCUUUGCCUUCUCCUCCUGCUUCCUCUCUUCCUGAUCUUGCCGACCCGGAGUCGGACUCUCUUCGUGCUGCCAGUCCCACUGUCACGCGUCUCCUUGCUACUGCUGUCACUGACCCUUCCUUUGAGUCUUCUGCUGCGUCUGCCCUUGUCACUGAGCUUGUCGACUUUGCUGCGCGCUGUCGUCUAGACUACGCUGCUAGUCUUGUCGCUGAGUCUGAGUCUGCCUGUCCUUCGUCCGUCGAGGGUGAGUGUGCCCUAGGCACGGACGUCCUUGAGGACAGGAAGGAGGAGUUCCAGUGUCUCGCAGCCGCUUCACCUCAUCUCGCGUCUGUACUACUCGCCCCUGAGGGAGACCCGGAUGCACUUGACUUCCCGACUCCGCGAUCUUACGCGGAGGCGAUAGAGGGUCCCUACUCCUCUCAGUGGCAAGCAGCUAUGGAUGCAGAGAUGGCUUCAUGGAAGUCCAUAGGCACCUACGUUGACGCUGUUCCCCCUCCUGGGGCGAACAUCGUCAGUGGCAUGUGGAUCUUCAGGGUGAAGCGGCCGCCGGGCUCUCCGCCUGUCUUCAAGGCUCGUUACGUGGCUCGUGGCUUCAGUCAGCGACAGGGAGUUGACUACUUUCACACCUUCUCCCCCACCCUGAAGAUGACCACUCUUCGGGUAUUGCUGCACGUUGCUGCUCACCGCGACCACGAGCUGCACUCUCUCGACUUCAGCACAGCUUUCUUGCAGGGCAGCCUGCACGAGGAGAUCUGGCUGCGUCGCCCACCUGGCUUCACUGGGUCUUUCCCUCCUGGUACCCAGUGGAGUCUCCGGCGUCCAGUCUAUGGUCUCCGCCAGGCGCCACGUGAGUGGCACGACACACUGAGGACUACGCUUGCGGCACUUGGGUUUGCUCCUUCUACUGCCGACCUGUCGUUGUUUCUGCGCACCGACACCUCUCUACCGCCGUUCUACAUCCUCGUGUACGUCGACGACUUGGUCUUUGCCACAGCUGACACUGCUGGACUCGCCUACGUGAAGUCCGAGCUGCAGAAGAGACACACGUGCACUGACCUGGGUGAACUGCGCAGCUACCUUGGCUUGCAGAUCACCCGAGACAGAGCACGCCGCACCAUUACCCUGACUCAGUCACACAUGGUGCAGCAGGUCCUUCAGCGCUUCGGCUUCACGUACUCCUCGCCUCAGGCCACUCCUCUGCCUACUCGCCACUCGCUCUCAGCUCUGCCUUCGGAUGAGUCCGUAGAGUCGAGUGGCCCGUAUGCAGAGCUUGUUGGCUGCCUCAUGUACCUGAUGACCUGCACACGACCUGACCUUGCAUACCCUCUCAACAUUCUCGCGCGCUAUGUUUCUCCUGGGAGACACCGACCAGAGCACAUGGCUGCAGCGAAGAGGGUGUUGCGCUACUUGUGCAGUACGUCGGGCAUGGGGCUAGUGCUUGGAGGGCGCAGUCCAGUGGUCCUCACUGGGCACGCGGACGCUUCUUGGGCUGACGACCAGGCUACGCAGCGGUCGUCACAGGGUUGCACCUUCGGCCUUGGUUCCGGCUCUGUCUCGUGGCGGGCUACUCGCUCGUCUUCUGUUCUCGGCUCCAGUUGUGAGGCUGAGAUCUACGCCGGGGCUAUGGCUGCUCAGGAGCUUCGCUGGCUCACCUACCUGCUGACCGACCUUGGAGAGCCGCCUUGUUCUCCUCCAGUGCUGUACGUAGACAACAAGGCCAUGCUGGCCUUGUGUCGAGAGCAGCGACUGGAGCACAGGACAAAGCACAUUGCUCUCCGCUACUUUCUUGCUCAUGAGCUACAGCAGCGUGGACAGUUGCGACUUGCGUACGUGGCCUCUGAGGCCAACACUGCUGAUGUCUUCACCAAGGCACUUGCGCCUUGUGAUCAUCAGCGUUGCUGCACGCAGCUGGGUCUUGUGCCUGUCUUGCCUCACUUGCUCACUUCUUGA
Closterium sp. NIES-65 is the source of this 3648-nucleotide messenger RNA. The record is from the annotation of a GenBank genome assembly. NCBI's taxonomy places the organism in Eukaryota, Viridiplantae, Streptophyta, Zygnematophyceae, Desmidiales, Closteriaceae.